AUGGAUGACGAACACAUCAGCCGCGAGGACCGUCACGAUGGACCUCGAUCGCAGAGCAUCUACCGCGGCAGCUUCAUGCGGAGCAGAACCAGUCUCUUGUCCGAUGUAGAGAUGGCACAGGAUGAAGUCUAUGCCGGCCCGAUAUCAGAAAGCAUUCCCUCGAGCGUUGCUUCGUUCGUCCGCCGUCGUUCUCGUCGUGAGUCGAAUGUCAGCUUCACGUACUUCCAGGAGAAUAAUGGCUCGUUUGUCUGGCCGGAUGACCGUGACGAAGAGGUGGUCGUCGAACCGGAGCUUGAAAACGGCGACUUGCACGUACACCGCAUCCCGUCAGACGAGCACGAAGACCACGACCAUGAACGAGACGAUGAUGGUGUUCAGGAAUCCGAUGUAGAAACUCCCUUUCGCCCGUCUAGCUACUUCGGCCCCACUCCCUCGCAUGACUCGGCGGAAGACCCUCUGCUCUGGCGUCGUGCGUCAUCCACGGACCAUCCCGGCGGAAAGGCAGCAGAUGGCAUAGUUAGCCAGAAGAUAUACAUUGCCUCCGAGGACCUGACGGCUGCCAUCGCCGGGUUCUCAACCAGCAUGGCUGGCUUGGCCACCUACCUUGCCAUCUGUAUCUUCUCCUGUGGCCUGGGCUACCUUGUCUUUCGAUGGGUGCCGAGAUGGCGAGUAUCGCUGGAUGUUCAGAACCAGCCCUAUGGGCGCCAGCUCUCUACCGUCUUCGGGCGAGUAAGCAAAGAAGGUACGGCUGCUAACUACGAGUAUGAUGACGAUCCUAUGAUGCCAAACUUGCGCUACCUGGAUUACCAUUAUGUCCGGUUUUUCUAUCAGCCCGUACAAGACAGGUUCAGUAUCAGCGGAACCUGGGCGGACCCUGCGUGGGCGGAUGUGAAGCUGUUACGGCGUGGGUUGGAUGCAGAUGAAAGAGAGAGCCGUGAGCAAGUCUUUGGCGCAAAUAUUAUUGAUAUCCAGGCCAAGACGAUUCCGCAGAUAUUGGUUGAUGAAGCGUUUCAUCCAUUCUACAUCUUCCAAAUUGCUAGCUUGACCCUUUGGUCAAUGGAUGAGUACUAUUACUACGCUACCUGUAUCUUCUUUAUUUCUGUUUUCAGCAUCACGGCAACCGCUAUUGAAACCAGAUCGACUAUGCGGCGUUUACGUGAGAUUGCACAUUUUGAGUGCGAGAUAAGAGUUCUAAGGAGUGGAUUCUGGACCACCGUACCCUCAACUGAGCUCAUACCGGGCGACGUUUUCGAGAUUUCCGACCCCUCGCUAUCUCAGAUCCCGUGUGACUGUCUUCUUCUCUCCGGAGAUUGUAUUGUUAACGAGAGCAUGCUCACAGGUGAAUCCGUUCCAGUCUCGAAAUUCCCCGUAACUGAUCACUCUCUGGCCCAGCUUAACCUAGCUGCAACAUCUGUCGAUCCAGGGGUCGCCAGGCAUUUUCUGUUCUGCGGCACAAAACUCAUUCGUGCUCGCCGACCGCAGGAUCCCGCAGACGAUGAAGCCGCUGCUCUCGCCAUGGUUGUGCGGACAGGCUUCAACACUACUAAAGGUGCACUUGUUCGGUCAAUGCUGUUCCCUAAACCAUCAGGGUUUAAAUUCUACCAAGACUCUUUCCGCUAUAUUUCCGUGAUGGCUGCUAUUGCGGCUAUCGGAUUUAUCGUCUCUUUUGUGAAUUUCAUUCGUCUAGAGAUUGUCUGGCACACCAUCAUUGUCCGGGCACUUGAUCUUAUUACCAUUGUCGUGCCACCCGCUUUACCUGCGACACUUACUAUUGGCAUCAACUUUGCAAUAUCCAGGCUCAAGGCACAGCAGAUAUUCUGUAUAAGUCCGCAAAGACUAAAACGGUCUUACAUGUCAAAGGCUAAACUUUAUAGGGUCAAUGUUGCUGGAAAGCUUGACGUUGUCUGCUUUGACAAGACUGGAACCUUAACCGAAGAUGGCCUCGAUGUGCUUGGAAUAAUUAACUUCCCCUUUGGAUAUAGGUUCAGCGAGCUUCUAACGGAAGCGCCUCUCAUUCUCCCCCAGUUACGAUCUGAUCGUGAUCCUACUCAGGACUAUGGCCCUAAUACAGCAAUUCUUUACACCAUGGCGACCUGCCAUUCACUGAGGAUGAUAGAUGGAGAACUAAUAGGCGACCCCCUCGACGUUAAAAUGUUUGAAUUCACAAACUGGUCAUACGAAGAAGGUAGUCACAAUACUGCUGAAGUCUACGAGGAUUACGAAAAUAUAUCUCCGUCUGUUGCGAGAUCUCCACUAAAUUUUGUCCCCUGGGGUGACGCUGGGGCGGCGAAUCAGUCGAACGACACAACUGAGCUGUCAAUCCUUCGUAUCUUUGAAUUCGUUUCUCAACUCCGCCGAUCCAGUGUUGUAGUCCGACAGCCGGGCAGUGACGGUGUCGACAUCUUUGUCAAGGGCGCCCCAGAGUGCAUGAAAGACAUCUGUAAUUCUAAAAGCUUACCGCCCGACUUCUCGGAGUUACUCAACUACUAUACCCACCGUGGAUUCCGAGUCAUCGCCUGUGCAACAAAACACAUUCCACAAUUUUCCCUCAGGGAUAUCUUUUCCAUGAGCAGAGCAGAUGCCGAAACAGGCCUGGAGUUCAUUGGAUUCAUUAUUUUCGAGAACAAGCUUAAACCCACUUCAAAAGGGGUCAUUACCGAGCUACAUGACGCCGGUAUUCGUAGUGUGAUGUGUACAGGCGAUAAUAUUUUGACCGCAGUCAGUGUUGCCAGGGAAUGCGGCUUUGUUGAAGGGUCAGCUCCAUGUUUUAUUCCAUACUUUGUUGAAGGAUGUUCUUCGGAUCCAAACUCUCGCCUCUGCUGGCAGAGCAUUGAUAAUCCGGACCAUCAACUUGACGAAAACACAUUAACGCCUCUUCCCCAUAGUACUGGAGCAGAUGUUUCUGUCCCAUACCAUCAUUUCAAUAAACCCAAUUACGCCAUCGCAGUAUCUGGGGAUGUGUUCCGUUGGGUAGUCGACUAUGGUUCCGAAGAGGUGCUGAAUAAGAUGCUCGUCCGAGGCCAGGUUUUUGCUCGAAUGUCUCCCGAUGAGAAACACGAGCUCGUCGAGAAGCUUCAAUCACUCGACUACGACUGUGGAUUCUGCGGUGAUGGUGCAAAUGAUUGUGGUGCCCUAAAAGCUGCAGACGUAGGCAUCUCUCUUUCUGAGGCAGAAGCUUCAGUAGCCGCACCAUUUACUAGCAGAGUAUUUGACAUCUCCUGUGUACCAAAACUCAUCAGGGAAGGAAGAGCGGCACUAGUUACGAGCUUUUGCUGCUUCAAGUAUAUGAGUCUUUACUCUGCGAUCCAGUUUACUUCCGUCAGCUUCCUUUACGCAACUGCCUCGAAUCUAGGUGAUUUCCAGUUCCUAUACAUUGAUCUUGUGAUUAUAUUGCCCGUUGCUAUCUUCAUGGGAUGGAUUGGUCCGAGUCCGGUGCUCUGUCGCAAGAGACCAACUGCAAAUCUUGUAUCGCGGAAGGUCUUGACUCCUCUAUUAGGGCAAAUCCUUAUAUGCAUACUUAUUCAAGCCACUGCAUACGAGACUGUUAAAAUCCCCAAAUGGUACAUUCCACCAAAAAUAAGCCACGAGGAGACCAACAUAAAAAACUCUCAAAACACUGCACUCUUCCUUGUCUCUUGCUAUCAGUACGUGUUGUCUGGUGUAGUGCUGAGUGCCGGUAAACCAUUCCGGAAACCAGCAACUUCGAAUGUUCCGUUCGUUACCACAAUUAUUACCAUUCUUCUUUUCUCCUCGUAUAUGCUCUUUCAGCCCGCAGAUUGGCUGUAUAAGCUGAUGGAGUUGACAUACAUGUCUCCUGAGUUCAAGAUCUGGAUUCUAGUUCUUGCAUUGGGUGGUUUCACGGCUGCCUGGGUUUGUGAGAAUCACGUAUUCCCUAAACUCGCUCGCGGCAUCGGCCGCUUAAGUCGUUGGUUACGCCCGCAUACCAAAAAGCAACGCCGCCGAUAUAAGGUGCUGCUUGAAGGCGGGCCGUAA
Messenger RNA from Microsporum canis CBS 113480, 3993 nucleotides. RefSeq names its product ATPase type 13A2. NCBI's taxonomy places the organism in Eukaryota, Fungi, Ascomycota, Eurotiomycetes, Onygenales, Arthrodermataceae. Gene Ontology annotation, biological process: intracellular calcium ion homeostasis. The transcript is spliced from 21 exons. Gene Ontology annotation, cellular component: membrane. Bases 1 to 3993 code for a protein of 1330 amino acids. Gene Ontology annotation, molecular function: P-type ion transporter activity; ATPase-coupled monoatomic cation transmembrane transporter activity; ATP binding. The record is from RefSeq and is a predicted model, not a curated record.